AUGGCUUUCUGCUGUGAUCGUGAGGAUGUGGGCCUAAAGAACUUCACCAGCUUCUUCCUGAACAAGUCGCACGAGUGUACUGUGAAUGCUGAGAUGUUCCUCACACUGCAAAACCGGCCUGGUGGUAGCAUCUCUCGCCACACCAUCAGUAAGCCAGACUGCAACGAUUGGAUUGGCAACCUUCCAACCAUGGACUAUGCCUUCCAAUUGGAGCUGACUCUUAACCAAAGCCUUGCGGCCAUGCACAAGUUAGCCAUCAGCAAUAGUGAUGCCCAUUUAUCUGGCUUCCUGCAGAACCAUUUCCUGCAAAAGCAAGUUGAAGUCCUGAAGGAGAUAAGCAGCUACUUGACCAGUAUGCACCAGAUGGGGUCUCCAAAUGAUGCCAUGGCUGAGGAUCUAUUUGACAAACUUCCCUGGCUGAUGUUAACAAAGAUAACUGAGCUGGAACUUUCUUCAUGA
Psammomys obesus (fat sand rat) is the source of this 459-nucleotide messenger RNA. RefSeq names its product ferritin heavy chain-like. The transcript has a single exon. Bases 1 to 459 code for a protein of 152 amino acids. The record is from RefSeq and is a predicted model, not a curated record. Lineage: Eukaryota; Metazoa; Chordata; Mammalia; Rodentia; Muridae. Gene Ontology annotation, molecular function: ferric iron binding; ferrous iron binding. Gene Ontology annotation, cellular component: cytoplasm. Gene Ontology annotation, biological process: iron ion transport; intracellular iron ion homeostasis.